This is a messenger RNA of Pyrenophora tritici-repentis Pt-1C-BFP, 3059 nucleotides long. RefSeq names its product Sec39 domain containing protein. NCBI's taxonomy places the organism in Eukaryota, Fungi, Ascomycota, Dothideomycetes, Pleosporales, Pleosporaceae. The record is from RefSeq and is a predicted model, not a curated record. Gene Ontology annotation, biological process: retrograde vesicle-mediated transport, Golgi to endoplasmic reticulum.
AUGGCAGCCCUACAGAGGCUCUCUAAACUCUCCGAGGCGCAUUGCGUUCUCCUCGCCGUACAAUAUGCAACCGAGUCCAACAUCACAGCGUUGCGCGCAUUAACAGCACUACGCGACAGCGAUCUGCCACUUGAACUUACCCUCAGCAUACUCUUGAACUAUCUCCCGGAAGAAAAAGACCCGUCUUUGUAUUGCGACUAUCUCCAGGACUUGGCGAAUGGCUCACGAUAUCCUGGAGAGAACCCCGCCGAAUCGCUAGACGUAGGGUCGGUAGAACAGCUCUCGAAUUCACGGGCAAAGAAGAAAAGAAACGCUUUAGGUCUCAUACCUGUGAUACAUCCUCUCUAUGCAGCAGCGAGCGAAGUGGAUAUCUUUACCCAUUUCCUCGUCCACCGCGCCCACCGCAUCGACGCUCAGACCGGUCUUCUAGAUCUCGCCCCACAGCUGAUUGUUCCCUUCCUCGGCCACUCCGAAUACCUGCGCACGUGGUUUAUAUCGACCGUCCUCCCGCUCCUCCGUCUCAGUUACGAAUACUAUCCGCAAAGCCCUGCCUUCUCUCUCGACGAGUUUGCGGCACUCAAGGGACAGCACGCCAUCGACUACCAGCUUUCGAAUGUGCGCAAUGCGAAUGGGACGGAUGUACAACAUGCAGCGCGGGACCUCAAGGGCGUCGUGGCGCCGUGGCUAUGCGGAGCUAAUGAUCGCAAGAGGCGGAGAACUACAAGUGAGGGUCGAAGGGCGUCAAUCGCACAAGAGGAACACGAAAUAGAUGACUGGGACUGUCUGUUUCAAUGGCUACUACACAUGUCAAAGGAACACCUGGCGCUUGUUACUGCAGCCAUGUCUGAUUGGGAUGGCCCGGAGGACAUGGAUCUUGGUGGUUACGAAGAAGGACGAGACUUUGUCGACGAUGAUCAGCAGCGCCAGCUUGAAAUGAAGUACGCACGCACAGCCCUUGCGUGUCUCUACAUGGUGGACAAGAGCGAUGUGGGUACAUUACAGACGGCACAUCUACUCCUAGGGCGGAUAUGCACUCUGCUCAACUACGACCCCCCGCCAGACCUGAGCAUUGGUGUAGAUCAACUACCAGCGUACGACCUAAAGGACCCUGUGUUGCAUGACUCGACGACUGCCUUACUCCGGGAAGACCGACUGCUGGAACCCGGCAACGCCAUCACAGAGCCCGGACCUGAAGCAUUUCGCGUCCUGGAGCUGAUCAUGUUCUCCUCGUGUGUUUUAUCAACCUUGCAACACCCUGUAUCGAUGCGGGAUGUUGCCGAGAUGUCGCUACAUGACGACUACUCAGAGCAACUCUCUCUACUGCAAAAGAUACUUCACACACUCAACAGCGGCUCGAAGAAAAGCAGUAACGAAUGGGGGACCAUACGGGCUAAGCUACGGUGGCUGUGGAACUGGGGUACCGACUAUCAUGACGAGGACCGCAAAGCCCAGGGUAUCUUUGGCAUGCUAGAUAGCAAGACUGUGGAGACUGAAGUUUUGAAAGCACUACUCGAGAGCAACCACUUUCCCCUCGCUAUAGAGCUUUAUAUCAAGCCCCCCUUUGGCCAGCAACCGCUUCUCUCCUCUGAUGUGGAACAGGUUGUGCUCGCUUCAGCAAUGCACCACUACGAUAAUGCAAGCAACGGCAACCGCAAUAGGGGUGGUAUGAAGCGUGCCUCUGAUCUCAUCGCCGCCUUUGCCCCUCACUUUCCUUCUUCUUCACGUUUUCGACGUUUUCAGGCUCUACUGGCAGCAACCCAUGCCAUGUCUUUUUAUUCGCUCAUACUACAACACGGCGUACCCUUCCAGCCGGUCAAUAUCAGAGUCAGCUCAAAUCCGCUAUCCCUAGUCCGAAAGCUGCUAUCACAGAACAGCGGCAGCUAUACAAAGCUGGACGACUUGGUUUCCAUUGGACAGAAUCUUGUGGUUGCAACGCCAUCGACCAUCAUGGACGAGGAAGCAGGAAGCGUGCAACUAGACCCCUCCACGAUUGAGCGAAAGAAGGCAGCUGCGGAACGACGAGUCAUUGGCAUGGCCAUUCAGGCUGCACUAGAAGAGGAUGAUUUUGAAACUGCGUACUCGUAUGUUGUCAACCGACUGACGCCAUCUACACCAAUACCCACACCGUCAGCAUCAUUCCAGCUCUUCUCUUUUGGCUCUGCGCAUGCCGAAAACCACGAAGAUGACGCAGAAGAUGUGGCCUGGCGGGCUGCUCUCCGGGCUGGUCGUUAUGACUCCUCACCACCCUCCUACAACACAUGGUCUCAAGCUGGAAAUGCGGCGCGGCCAGACUUGAGAAGACUGGAGCAACGCAUGGAAUUGCUAUCACAGGCACUCUUACUUGCACCGCCCAGUCAUCUGGAGGAGGUAUUGGGCGUAUGGCAGCAGUGUGAAGCUGAGAUGAUGCAUUUGCUCGCCCAGGAAACUGAAGCAGACGAGCGAUUCAACGAUGCCGCUGACCGCAAGCUUCCUGGUUCUUUCAAUCUCGACACAAUUACCGUCCAGCCUCGCCGCGAGGUUGGAAGAGGUGCAGUUGAAGAGGCACCAAUGGGUCUGUUUGAUGUAGCACGCGGUGCGGCGGCGGCGUUUUCAAAGACUGCUUCUACUCUUCGUGGAAGCGCAGAAGCUCCGUCCAAAGCUGACACUACCUCGAGACGUGUCAGUAUGGAGGGCAGCGACUCUGGCAGUAUGAACGACCACGAGCGUGUUAGGAGGAGGGACAUGGUAGCCAAUGCCGCGACUGGAGCACUUGCUUCCGGCAUUGGCUGGAUGUUGGGUGCGAAGCCAGUGACCGAGUGAUGGAGCAACUAAUCUUCUCAUCAGCUUCUUGUGUUGGUAGUAAUGACUGUUUUAUACAGUUUUCGUUUGCACUCUUCUCUAUUUACAUGUCGUUGCUGUCUUUAGUGAAUUCUUGACCAGACGACUACAAUGCUUUGUUUCAGUAGGUCAGUCAGCAUGAGGCAACGUUGCUGCCAGAACCCAUGGGUGCAUAUUGUAAUGCUUUCGCACAUUCGUCAACAUCAACUCAUUCACAAUACAAACGUCAAAACGAAUGAUCA